CAAAAGAACAAGUCGUCCGCGAUUCGGACAGCGCUUCUCCGGUCUGCUUCAAUGGGGCUCUGAAACUACGAGCAGUCAAUUAGAAAUGUACUGAUAUUUAUCCUGCGGCAUUGACCAAAAAGCGGUUUGCUGUUCACAGACAUUACCCGACUGCUCUCAACAAGCCGUCGAAAUGAUGCGCUUUAUGCUUCUGUUCAGCCGGCAGGGGAAGCUGCGCCUCCAGAAAUGGUACACAGCGACGGCUGAACGUGAUAAGAAAAAGAUGGUCCGAGAGCUCAUGCAGGUGGUGCUGGCCAGAAAACCCAAAAUGUGCAGCUUCCUGGAAUGGAGAGAUCUGAAGAUAGUCUACAAGAGGUACGCCAGUCUAUAUUUCUGCUGUGCGGUGGAGGAGCAGGACAAUGAGCUGAUUACCCUGGAGGUCAUCCAUCGCUUUGUGGAGCUGCUGGAUAAGUACUUUGGCAGUGUUUGUGAGCUUGACAUCAUUUUUAACUUUGAGAAGGCUUACUUUAUCCUGGACGAGUUUCUUAUGGGGGGAGAAAUUCAGGACACAUCCAAGAAGAGUGUACUCAAGGCCAUCGAACAGGCCGACCUGCUACAAGAGGAGGAUGAGUCACCCAGGAGCGUCCUAGAAGAGAUGGGACUGGCCUAGUACUAGUUUCCAUUGCAGUCAUGACAGAUGGUAAAUUUCGGUACUACUGCAACACACGAAGGGGAGUUUGCAAAUGGGUCCAAAUGGGUGGGUAGGUGGGGAAAACUUUGGUACUACUGAGAUCAGCAUGUGAUUGUAUUUCAAUUCCAACCUUUUUUUUGUCUUUUACAUUUUAAGUAAGUCUGCCUAGCUGGGAUGUCCUCUUUCUGUAGAAAGAGAGUUGCAGAUAGACAGUCGAAUUCAGCAAUCAGAAAACUAUUUAAAUAAAAAAAGGGGUUGAGCCUCAUUUUAACAACAGGUCAUGCAAUCUCAGCUUUUAUGUUUAUUUCCAAGAAUGAUUUAUUGUUACAUUUGAAUAAGUGACCUGCUUUGGAAAAGCUACCUGCUGUAGUAGAUGACCUUAAAAUUGAAUCUUCCUAAAUGCCAUUACAAUACAUCUACUGUAGCUGCUCAGGAAACUAUGACAUUGACCAUCCAGCCAUGUUUAUUUGUGUGAGAUGCAAAUAUUUGUACUUUAAAUUAAGUGCUAUCGCAGCAUAUAUGGACCAUAAGUAACUCUUUUAAUGUUUUUUUUCUAAUGGAUUGAUUUUAAGGAUAUAUUCACCAGACAGGUGGAAUAUUAAGUAGACCUUUUUAAAUGGCUUCAAUAUUGAAUGGGCUAUUUUGUGUGCUCAGUUUCCUGUUUUGUUCCUUGAGCCACAGUAAUGAAUGUGUAUUUAACUUCGAGAACCAAUUAUCAACACACAAAAUGGCACUGAAGCUCUUUCCUGUUUAUCUUGGUCUACAUCCUGCUUUUCCAAAGAUGUGUUUCUGACUGUAAGCGUGGAGUUGGAGUUGUAAUAAAUAAGCGAGUAUUUGUAGCUUGUUUCUGAAAAUUAAAAGAGGGCUUUGAUAUUAAGUGUGAUGCAUUUACAUAGCUUUUUAAACGUGGUGUGAAAUAAGGGAAUAUUUUGAGAUGAACUGUUUCUUUCCUUUUUUAAAAACCUGAUCAAUUCAGCAUGAGGGCAUGUUUCUACCUGUGUAAGAUCUGUCAGGUAACCAAAACAGAAUUACGUGUGAAUGUAAUUUUAUAUAUAAUAAAACACAAUUUUAGCCUAAA
Danio aesculapii is the source of this 1748-nucleotide messenger RNA. It is a transcript of the gene ap1s1, whose product is annotated as adaptor related protein complex 1 subunit sigma 1. Gene Ontology annotation, molecular function: clathrin-cargo adaptor activity. Gene Ontology annotation, cellular component: intracellular membrane-bounded organelle; membrane coat; AP-1 adaptor complex. Gene Ontology annotation, biological process: vesicle-mediated transport; intracellular protein transport. NCBI's taxonomy places the organism in Eukaryota, Metazoa, Chordata, Actinopteri, Cypriniformes, Danionidae. The transcript has 5 exons. The record is from RefSeq and is a predicted model, not a curated record. Bases 173 to 649 code for a protein of 158 amino acids.